Molecule: messenger RNA, 4135 nt
Organism: Orcinus orca (killer whale)
Lineage: Eukaryota; Metazoa; Chordata; Mammalia; Artiodactyla; Delphinidae
Gene: CSNK1G3
Product: casein kinase 1 gamma 3
Exons: 14
Coding region: 397-1767 (456 amino acids)
Biological process (GO): signal transduction; endocytosis; positive regulation of canonical Wnt signaling pathway
Cellular component (GO): plasma membrane; cytoplasm; nucleus
Molecular function (GO): protein serine/threonine kinase activity; ATP binding
Source: RefSeq, a predicted model, not a curated record
GCUCCCUCCCUGCGUGCCUCGCUUUCCUCCUCCGGCCGCCGGCGGGUGCGAUGUGCCGCCGCCGCUGCCCCAGCCGCCGCUGACUGACGGACCGGGGGGCGCCGCCCGCGCCCGGGACCGACCCGCCACUUGCGGCCGCGCCUUUGAGGUCACUAUCAAUAUCAGCUCACAUCAUUGAAAAGAUAAUUUUGAAGACAUGUUUUGCUGAAAAGAAAACUGAGAAAAAUUUUACGAAUGGGAUGAACACGCAUCAGUUAAUUGACUACCUACUGCAAUUUGAAUGUUAACAUUACCCACCUGGUACAGUUACCUAGUGAUGUACCUGUUCUCACGAUACCCUAUUUCAGUGUGGUCGUCUUGAUUAAAGAAUUCAAAGUGGAGUACCGCAAACUUGAUAUGGAUAAUAAAAAGAAAGACAAGGACAAAUCAGAUGAUAGAAUGGCACGACCUAGUGGUCGGUCAGGACACAACACUCGAGGAACUGGUUCUUCAUCCUCUGGAGUUUUAAUGGUUGGACCUAACUUUAGAGUCGGAAAAAAAAUUGGAUGUGGGAAUUUUGGAGAAUUACGAUUAGGGAAAAAUUUAUACACAAAUGAAUAUGUGGCAAUUAAACUGGAGCCCAUGAAAUCCAGAGCACCACAACUACAUUUGGAAUACAGAUUCUACAAGCAGUUAGGAUCUGGAGAUGGUAUACCUCAAGUUUACUAUUUUGGCCCUUGUGGGAAAUACAACGCUAUGGUGCUGGAACUGCUGGGACCUAGUUUGGAAGAUUUGUUUGAUUUGUGUGACAGAACAUUUUCUCUUAAAACGGUUCUCAUGAUAGCUAUCCAACUGAUUUCUCGCAUGGAGUAUGUCCAUUCAAAGAACUUGAUAUACAGAGAUGUGAAGCCUGAGAACUUCUUAAUAGGACGACCAGGAAACAAAACCCAGCAAGUUAUUCAUAUUAUAGAUUUUGGUUUGGCAAAGGAAUAUAUUGAUCCAGAGACAAAGAAACACAUACCAUACAGAGAACAUAAGAGCCUUACAGGAACAGCUAGAUAUAUGAGCAUAAACACACAUUUAGGAAAAGAACAAAGUAGAAGAGAUGACUUAGAAGCUUUAGGUCAUAUGUUCAUGUAUUUUCUGAGAGGCAGUCUUCCUUGGCAAGGUUUAAAGGCGGACACAUUAAAAGAGAGGUAUCAGAAAAUUGGAGACACAAAACGAGCCACACCAAUAGAAGUGUUAUGUGAAAAUUUUCCAGAAGAAAUGGCAACAUAUCUUCGUUAUGUAAGAAGGCUAGAUUUUUUUGAAAAACCAGACUAUGACUACCUAAGAAAACUUUUUACUGACUUGUUUGAUCGAAAAGGGUAUAUGUUUGAUUAUGAAUAUGACUGGAUUGGUAAGCAGUUGCCUACUCCAGUGGGUGCAGUUCAGCAAGAUCCUGCUCUGUCAUCAAACAGAGAAGCACAUCAACACAGAGAUAAGAUACAACAAUCCAAAAAUCAGUCGGCAGACCACAGGGCAGCUUGGGACUCCCAGCAGGCAAAUCCCCAUCAUUUGAGAGCUCACCUUGCAGCAGACAGACAUGGUGGCUCGGUACAGGUUGUAAGUUCUACAAAUGGAGAAUUAAACACAGAUGAUCCUACUGCAGGACGUUCAAAUGCACCUAUCACAGCCCCUACGGAAGUAGAAGUGAUGGAUGAAACCAACUGCCAGAAAGUGUUGAACAUGUGGUGCUGCUGCUUUUUCAAACGAAGGAAAAGGAAAACCAUACAGCGCCACAAAUGACUCUGGACACAGACAGAUCAUGGGGAGUUACUUACAUGUUCAUCUGCUGUCUUGUGAUUAAAAUCAUCUCUGUAGUGACCACAUAUAUUUUCAAGAACUCACUGUUAGAAACAAAAAUGUCAUACUUUCAUACUUCAUUUUGUGGUUGUCUUACAUUCGUAUUUUUUUCUAAUUUAACUUUUAUGGAAGCUUUAAAGUUUUGUCAAAACAUGAGUGCUUUGCCCAUCAUUGAAUGGAAUGGACCAAUGAGGUGGUAUUGAUGAAUUACAGUUCUGUAGAACAUUUUUCAGAAGCUCUCCUCCUGUUGUAGAAAGCAGUACAGUAUCUUAAAUGUCAACCAAUUAUAUACCUAAUCUGAUUUUUAUAACUUCUGUGAGAGAAUAAUCAAAGAGGAAUUUUCUCCCCAGUGGAUAAUGCAACAGAGAAAACAGAGUUGCCCAAAUAUUUAAAAGAAGUUAUCCCUUGAGAAGAUCAUUAUCUGUGUGACAUCUGCAUUGAUUUCACUGUUACUGUCGGUACUGCUAUUCAUGAGUCAUAUUAACAUUCUCUCUGUGAAAUCAUGGUACAGUUACUGCCCAGAGGUACUGAGGAAAAAGCUCUAUGGGUUUGGCAGAUGGUAGUGGUAAAAUGAAUCACAAGUAGUGUGGUAAAUAUGAGCUCUGCUUUUGUUGCACCACUAAGUGAAAUACAGUGUUGUCGAAGUGGCAAAAGCGCUUAUUUUUUAAAACUGCAAAAUAUUUGUAUAAUGUAACUUUAUGCUUCCAGAUAAUAAUGUAUGUUAGACAGCAAGAAAUGAAUACUUUGAGAAAUGAGAUAUGUUGGAGUUUUUUGAAAAAUACACUAAGGAGAAGGAAUAAAUGUGAAUCUCACCGCAUCAUAUGAGGCUGAAAUCUAAGGAGAUCCCACUGAAACCUGCUGCUGAACGAUUACAUUCACCUUAAGCAGAAAACUUUGGAUGUGCCACACAAUGGUGUCUGUUUAUUAAUUAUUUGCCCUUUGAUUUUAAAAAAAGACCCUCAGCAAUAAAAACGGGGUCACUGUAUUGCCCUCUGCGCACAUUAGUCUCUUGUAUUCAACUUUGCUGGUUCUCUGGAAUUUUCCUACUUUUUAGCGUAAUUGUGAUGAUUGAAAACUAUUUUGGAGAGGAUGGGUCAGGUGCUUUGUCCCCAUAGUCUUUUGAAGUGCCUGCAUAUGAACAAAGUAAUGGUUCUGUAAAAAAAGGAAACCCAUUCCACUUUUCAAGUAUGCUUUGUUUUAAGCCAUGAAGACACAGGUAUACUUCUGUCACAUUCUACUAGCCAGAAUUUGCAAGGAGAGUUAAGACAAAAAGACUGGCUAGAAACAUAAUUAUGUUGUUCAAAUCUCACAUUCACCUUUCCUUCGUGAACUUGUUGCUUACUCCUUCCACUCAGCCCCUUCUUUUUGUCUUUAAGUGUGUGCCUCCGGGCAUGCUUAUUUAUUUUUAUUGUCUCAAGGUAACAUUUAAAAUAUGUAAUUAAAGUAAAUAAAUCUACAUUUUUGACAUUAUUGCAUUUACAGGAAUUUAACUGUACUUUGUAAUUUAUUUUUCUUAUUAGCCAAAAGUUCAGUGCAUUGUUUUUGAUGAAUUAGGCACCCAUAUGAAUACCGCAAAUCAGGACAUUAUCAUUGUUGCUCUGAAUCUAUGAAUGAUCUUUAUAAGUUCUUGAUUUUAAAGACCUACACUCAGCCUAGAAAACACUUGUUGUAUAAUUUGGUCAACAGUUUCCAUUUUAUCUAUUUGUAUACUGUCAUGAUGUCUUAAACUACAGGAGUUACAUACUGAGUUUUUAUUUUUGUUUGCUUUGAGCAAGGUAGAUGGAUGUUUUGGCCAUUAUAAUGUGAAACCACUUCUUUCUUUACAGUAUUUGACCAAAUUUGUGUGUCUAUGAUAUUUGUAAAUACAUGCGAUAUCUGUAUUUCUUAUCAUAAGCCUGUUUAGUUUUAUUCUCAGUAGGGUUUUUGGACUGUACAGUGUUUAUAUGAUCUGAACUCCUUAUACAUAAGAAGGUGUGUAUAUUAAUCCAAUUAUGGACUUAAAAUAUUUUAAAACUAUAAAUACCCUUAUUUGCUGCAAAGACCAGUGUGUAGACAUUUGCUUUUUAGCAAUAUUUUUAAGUGCUCCAUUUUAAUGCCAAGGAAUAAGUCUUUUGGCAACACAAACUGGUCAAUAAUAGGUAAUGCAGGUAUGUUCAGGUUAAGCCAACAAUGUUUUGCAUUUUUAUGCUUCUUUUCUGUCAACACUAAUGAAGUCAACAUUGCCUGAAUGUCUGAAUAAUGAAACACAUCCCUGUUUAAAAGUAUGUAACUGAAAAAGAAAUAAAAAAUAAAGGUAGUUUUUUUAAACUUG